Messenger RNA from Calliphora vicina (urban bluebottle blowfly), 6487 nucleotides. RefSeq lists its product as uncharacterized. Gene Ontology annotation, molecular function: peptide receptor activity; guanylate cyclase activity; ATP binding. Gene Ontology annotation, biological process: receptor guanylyl cyclase signaling pathway; cGMP biosynthetic process; intracellular signal transduction. NCBI's taxonomy places the organism in Eukaryota, Metazoa, Arthropoda, Insecta, Diptera, Calliphoridae. Gene Ontology annotation, cellular component: plasma membrane. The record is from RefSeq and is a predicted model, not a curated record. The transcript has 13 exons. The coding region runs from base 305 to 6487 and encodes 2060 amino acids.
CUUUUUUUUUGGCAACAAUAUCAAAAGUAUAAAAAAAGUCAACAAGAAGAAACUAAUUAAAAUGCAAUUUAAAUUUACGAAACAACAAGAACUGAAAAAGUUUCAUUAUAAACGCCAACUUAAGCAAAAUUAUAAAUUUAACAAAACAAAUUUCAGCACAAACAACCAUUAACAGCGGCAUGAUACAGUAAAAGUUUUUCUCCAUUUCGUUUUAAUUUUGUUGUAGUACAAAACGUAAGAGAAAGUAAGAAAAAAAAUUCAUCUAAAUGGAAUACAGAAUAAAAUAAAUUGUAGCUGCAUCUAAAUGAAGUUAACAAUCUGUCAAUUUGGUAAAUUGUUUCUGCUGUUGACAGCCUUUUUCUUCGUAACUAAAUCCUUUAAAACUCUUGUUGUUGACGUUGCAGCUGCCUCUACUACAACAACGGCUGCUACUCUCAAACCUGUUACAGUUACUGUAAACUCUAGUGUGUCAGAUGUUGAUGGCAUUUCAAAUCCUACUAAUACCACUGAUGUUGAACAGGACAUUGAGCGGAAAUUUGAAAUAGUUACACAACAAGCUACAACUAAAUCGAUAAUAAACACUAACAACAAGAAGUUGCAGCUACAGCAAAAAUAUGAACAACACCAACUCAUAAAUAAAACAUUCAACGUUUUAUUGAAUAAAGCAGAGGGAAACUUAGAAAAUAUUUUAUUAACAGGAAAUGAAAAUCAAACAACAAACAUAACAACAACAGCUCCAGCAAAUAUAUUAAAUUUACAAGCAACUAAGCGGCAACAGCAUGAUGCUGUAAAUGGAUUAUUAACAAAUCUGCACAAAGAUCAACAUCAUGCCAAUAACGAUGCAUACAGCAAUAAUACUAUUAAACAGAAUGAGCAUCAUGUCGAUGAUGACAAUGAUGAUAUUUAUGUCAGAAUUAAGUCAAAUGUAUCAACACAAACGUCAGACAAAAUACAAAGCUCAUCAGCUACACAUGUGACACAUUUAAAUCAACUACACUCCGAGUAUAUGGCAAACAAUGAAUUUUUAUUACACCAACCCAGAACAAAACAACAAAAGCGUACAAAACCUCAGUUUAACAAACAACCUUUAUUGCGAUCAUCGACAUCAUCAUCUUCAUCUGUGGCGGCAGUCGCCGCAGCCGCAGCAAUAAAAUUAACAACAUCAUCAGUGUCUUCAUCAACUUCAUUACUGCCCCUCAAAUCUCAAUAUAAUCAGCAGCAACACUCAUCAUACAAUUCAAACCAGUAUCCAUUUAGACAACAGCAACAACACCAUCAAAUACCCUCUAAAAUAUCAGCGUCAGCACGAACAUCACCAUCAUUGUCGUCAUCACCAGCACCAGCACCACUAUCCGGGGAACGUGUGGGUAUUUUAAUGCCUUCUCGUCUGCUAAAUAGAAUGCAUGUGCAACAGGGUUUUCGUAAUUUUGUGGAAUUCUUCCAAGUGAACUUGAACAAUGUCAGUGUUGAUUUUAUACCAGAUGAUGAUUUAACAACGUUCAUCAAGCUACUGGAACAACCCAAUUACAAGACGGUGGUGAAAACCUUAAAUGCUGGCAUUAAUCUAGAUGAUGAUGAUGACCUUGUUGAAGGAGUUUUCUUUAAGCCACAACAACAGCAGCACACAGAACCCCGCAAAAACUACCCAUCAAACAAACAAUCACAGGAACAUACCACUGAUGAUGAAGACAUUGACGUAGAUGUAGAUGAAAAUGAAAAAGAAAAAGUGAAAAUAAAAGAUAAUGAAAAUAAAAAUUAUGAGGAUUUACAAAAUCAAAAACAUUCACAAGCAUCUUCAGCUUCGAUGAGAGGACAUAGAGCUGGUGGUUUAACAAAAGAAGCUGUAGAAGAACAACAGCAAAGGCAGCAAGAUAAAAAUUUAAACAUUGGUUAUUGCCACUUGACUAAAGCUCUGGAGCGUGAUUUUAAUAAAACGGUUUUUCUUUGGCCCUGUCCGCACAUGAAAGAAUCUAGCAAUUUUCUGCCAUCAUACGAAGCAAUUUCCUUUGCUGUUAAAAGUAUAGCAACUAAACUUAAUUGGACAAAAGUUGACAUCUACGUUGGCGAUGAAAAUUGGGCAUUACCAAUGGCCAUAGCAGCCAAUAUGCAUGUGCCAUAUAAAAUUGAAAUUGGAGAAGAUGACAUACGUGAUCUGAAUGCCGAAGAUAAAAUUGGUAAAGCAAUUAUCAUUACGGCUGCCAUGAAUGAUGUUACAACAUUACGCCUUCUCAGCUUAUUGGAAACGUUAAUGCAUACUAAAGUGCUGCUCAUUGACAUUGUGGCAACAUCUUUUAAUGCUGAAAAUCGUUUCUACAAGUAUCUGACACGUAUUAAACCAGAAUCGCAACUAAUGUCCAAUCUGCUGUUAUUGACAAUACUGAGUGACAACUAUCGAUAUUUUCUUAAUGUGGCCUUUGAUAAUAAUGGCAUUGAAAUGGUGCAAAAUUUUCGCCAACAAAAAUUAGACCGUGAAAGAGAUAAAACUAAAGUGACAUCAAUACAAAACUGGCCUAUACAUUUGGAUAAAUCGGUAAGGGAGGUGUUGCAAUUACGUGAGGGUACUAAGGAUUUAAACCGAACUUCAAUGCCUCAAAAUAAGGAACAAGAAUUUAUAUUACUACAACAAUGGUUAAGAGAAUGUCCAAAAUUAAAUGUUACUGCGAUCAAUAUAAAUUUCAUAUGUUUGAAUUCGAAAUAUAUUAAGGAAAAUUGUUUGCAAGCCAAACUACCAGAGGCCAUUGAAACUGUUUGCCAACAUCAGGCCAUGUUUAAGGAACAACAACUAAUAGAAAAUUUAAGAAAUUUUAUCGACUUUUUUAACUUUUAUGAUUUUCUAAUUGCCAAUAUUUUAAAUUCAACACCAGCAGCAGCAACCUCAACAUCCUCAACAGCUAGUAAAUCUUUAAAACAUGUGCCAAAAUACGAUUUUAUUGUACUAGAUGUGGUACGUGGUGGCAUUGCCAAUAGAGCAGCUGUAGAUGCAACAAGCCAAAUAUCCGUUACUAAUGAUACCACUGGCAGCAACAUGUUUGAAUUUAUAAACGGAAAACAGCAGCAGGAACAUCAAUACCACAGCAAAACAAACACAACCAGCAGUUUUAGUAUGAUGGGUAGUUAUGAAAAUUCAUCAUCAUCAUCAUCACCAGCAUCAGCCACAUCCCCUACAGUGGCAACAUCAACCUCAUCCGUAGCAUUCAAAUGGCGACCCCUAUUGAUAUUGGAACAACAUGAAAUCAAUUUAAAAACCUAUAUAACACAUUCCAUUCUACCUGGCUACGAUGACUGGCUGCUGGUUAGCACUGCUCAACUCUGGUAUUGCGGCUCAAUAUGUUGGACAAUUAUAGCGAUAUGUGUGGGUGUCUUGGUAGUUAUUGUUGUGGCAAGUGUUGCAGCUGGUAUUGCCAUGAGAAAUUAUUUAUUACGCAAACGUUUAUCUAAAGGACCUAAUAAAAUUGUAUUAUCUGCAAAUGAUUUUGUAUUCCCGGUGGAUUCACGUAGAGUGGACGAGGGUAUUGAAGCCAUGCUGUGCUGUUGGCUGCAACAACUACAAGAAUUUGGUGGCCCAGAAGUGGACAAGCCAGAUUUAUUAAAGGGUUCUAUAGGUUCUCUAAAGAAUCUAGGUUUUCUUAUACCAGGUGCCGCCAAUAAUUCCACCACGGCCACGAUUAAUGGCAAGACAAGUUCAGGUUCUGCCAGUUUGGCUAGACACAAUCCAGCCCUACUGGACAUGAGGGCCAGAUAUAAUGGUGAUCUGGUACAACUUAAAGAAGUACCCUUGAAUGGCUCAAAUGAACUGAAAUCCAAGGCCAUGGAUUUAUUGGUAAUGGCCCAUGGUCUAAGGCAUGAAAACAUUAAUCCCUUAAUAGGCUGGCUGGCCGAUCCCAAUCGUACGGCCAUGGUUUUCGACUACUGCUCACGCGGCUCACUGCAAGAUGUACUCAUCAUGGAUGAAAUCAAAUUAGACUGGUCAUUUCGUUUGAGUCUCCUAACAGACUUAGUACGUGGCAUGCGUUAUCUGCAUACCUCACCACUGCGUGUUCAUGGUACAUUAACAUCACGUAAUUGUGUUGUCGAUGCACGUUGGGUACUUAAAAUAACUGAUUACGGAUUACCUCUGUUCUAUGAGGCUCAAGGUUUAACACUACCGCCACGCAACUACAAAGAACUACUGUGGAUAGCUCCAGAGCUGUUGCGUUCGGUGAAGCCACAACAACACCAGCACCACCAUCACAAUCAUGGUGCAAGGAUAUUGGGUACUCAGGCCGGCGAUGUCUAUUCAUUUGGCAUAAUCAUGCAAGAAGUGGUGGUGCGUGGUGAACCAUACUGUAUGCUGUCGCUGUCGGCUGAGGAAAUAAUAGCGAAAAUAAAAAAACCACCGCCACUAAUAAGACCUUCGGUGUCAAAGGGUGCUGCACCACCGGAGGCGAUUAAUAUAAUGCGUCAAUGUUGGGCGGAACAGCCAGAAAUGCGACCAGAUUUCAAUUCAGUUUAUGAACGUUUUAAAUUGUUAAAUCAUGGACGUAAAGUGAAUUUUGUCGAUACGAUGUUUCAAAUGCUGGAGAAAUAUUCAAAUAAUUUGGAAGAAUUGAUACGUGAGAGAACCGAACAAUUGGAUAUUGAAAGAAAAAAGACUGAGCAACUGUUAAACAGAAUGUUGCCGAGUUCGGUGGCGGAAAAACUAAAAAUGGGCUUAGCCGUUGAGCCAGAAGAAUUUUCGGAUGUUACAAUAUAUUUUAGUGAUAUUGUUGGUUUUACAACAAUAGCUGCUCAUUGUACACCGGUACAGGUUGUUGAUCUAUUAAAUGAUCUCUAUACGAUAUUUGAUGCUACCAUCAAUGCUUACAAUGUGUAUAAGGUUGAAACCAUUGGUGAUGCUUAUAUGGUUGUAAGUGGCAUACCCGUACGCACACCCGAUCAUGCCGAACAAAUAGCUACCAUGGCUUUAGAUUUACUGCAUCAAAGUGGCCGCUUUAAUGUUAAACAUUUACCAGGAGUGCCAUUGCAAUUAAGAAUCGGUCUACAUACCGGACCCUGCUGUGCGGGGGUGGUUGGUUUAACCAUGCCUAGGUAUUGUUUAUUUGGUGAUACUGUGAAUACGGCCUCAAGAAUGGAAUCAACGGGUUCCUCUUGGCGCAUUCACAUGUCCCAGGAGACCCGUAAUCGUUUAGAGGCUCGUGGUGGCUAUAUGAUAGAACCCAGAGGUCUUAUUGAUAUUAAGGGCAAAGGCAUGAUGAAUACAUUUUGGUUGUUAGGCAAGAAAGGUUUUGAUAAACCUUUGCCAAAUCCCCCACCGAUUGGAGAGUCGCAUGGUUUAGAUGAAUCAUUGAUACGCAACUCGAUCACUCUAAAGGCUCAGGCCAACAAAUCACGUAAUAGUACAAAUCCAUCUUCCAGCCAAUCAUCCUCUUUGGCCGGUGAGUCGGUUGAGGUCAAAGUUGAAAUUACACCACCCACAAAUGUUGAUGUGUGUUCGUCCACAAAUCUGCCCAAUUCCUAUUCUUUAGAUUCCAAUUCAACCAACACCAUUAGUCCCAAUAUGACACUGUGUCCCGAGUUCCCAACCAAAACGCCCAGCAACUCACCACAACCUAGAAAAAUUACUGAAAUCGCAACCGAUAAUCUAUUAAAUCCUUCAAAUUUCAAUCGUUUACCCACAUCAGCGGCGGGAUCGUCGUCUAGGCUGUACAAGAAAAUUGAAGAAAUGAUGGAUCUUAGUUCGCCCUAUAAUCAUUAUAAAUGCUUGAGUCCCAGUGAAAGUAAUUUGACACAGUUUUAUGAUGGUAAAUAUUUGUAUAGUGGCGUGGGAGUAGGUAACACUACAGCUAAUAGUUUCCAUUCGGUAACAGGAAGAUUCGAAAAGCCGGGUUCUUCACGUUUGCUACGACGUCAAUUUAGUUUAGAUCGUGACGAUACACACUCGAAAUCUGAACAUCAACAUCAUCAGCAUCAUCAUCAGUCUUCCUUGCAAUCUUCCCUACCGUUAUCGAUAUCGAAUAAGUCCUCAACACUGGAAAUACCCGUACUACAUGACACCAGCAGAAGUCCCAAGGGUACACUGCAGCGGGUGCACAAACAAAAUUCCACAUCUAUAGCUCAAGAUCUGGAGAAAAUAGAAGAGAUACCCUUGUCGCCAGCCUCAUCACAACAACAUAGUAGUUUAGAUAGUAAUAUUAAUCGUAGUCCACCCUCCACCAUUGAAGCUCAGUCACCACCGACUCAAACAACCACAAAACGUAUGAGUGGUUUAUUGACCUCAUUGUCACCUCCACCCACUCUACUGUCGGCACCUACCUCACCUGCUCCUUCCAGAUCACUGAAUGGUGUAGCCUACAACUGCACCAUAAUGGAGAGUCCGACCACAGAUGCUUCCACAGCCACAACAACAGCUUCGGUUAAUUCCAAUGCCACUACACCGAUAGAGGAACCAAGCAGCCGUUUGAAGAAACAGGAAAUUAUGCUUAAUGUUGAGGCUCUAAUAACCAGGUAG